CUCCUUUUCACCUCCACUCUGACACCCUCGUAUCUGACUCCAGCUAAUUACGCCAUGGAAUCCGAAAGGCCAAAGCAUCACACCAUAAGAUCAAGAAUGCCGGAAUCUCAGACCAUGAACGCAAGCCGUCGAUCAUUUACCAAACUAACUUCCUGCUAUCCUUCAUUCUUGGUCCCCCAUCUGAGUGAUGAAAGUCGGGAGUUCCUCACAUGCGUCUUUAUGGGCAUAUUAUUGUUACUUAUGUUUCUUUGGGGCCUGACAAAGAUAUUUGCUCCCCUCAUUAAUGAACCCAACUGUGUUCUUUACAACCAGAAUGAUGGUGGUCAACUCCUAAAAGCUCUAUAUGAGCGGCGAGGCCAUUUCAAGGUUAUAUUCGGAUAAGUCUCGAUUAGUCCGGAACCUGGGACCAACAACAUCCAAGGCCAAGGGCUGAGGAAUUUUAUGCUGCGGCAGCCUUUUGCUUUAUUUUUCCCAUGAUAACUAGAAAUGAUGAAGUGAUAUAUGUCUAUAUCCUUAGGCAUAAGGUCAGGGUCGUCAUAUAUUCAGCCAUUUCUGGUU
This is a messenger RNA of Aspergillus eucalypticola CBS 122712, 558 nucleotides long. RefSeq lists its product as uncharacterized. The transcript is spliced from 2 exons. The coding region runs from base 55 to 381 and encodes 108 amino acids. Lineage: Eukaryota; Fungi; Ascomycota; Eurotiomycetes; Eurotiales; Aspergillaceae. The record is from RefSeq and is a predicted model, not a curated record.